Messenger RNA from Helianthus annuus (common sunflower), 1302 nucleotides. RefSeq lists its product as uncharacterized. Lineage: Eukaryota; Viridiplantae; Streptophyta; Magnoliopsida; Asterales; Asteraceae. Bases 1 to 1302 code for a protein of 433 amino acids. The transcript is spliced from 2 exons. Gene Ontology annotation, molecular function: nucleic acid binding; zinc ion binding. The record is from RefSeq and is a predicted model, not a curated record.
AUGGAAACCAUCAUUGACAUAAGCGGUUGUGAAACUAAGGACACUAUCAAAUACAUGUCCCAAUCCUUCAAGGAGGAUGCUUUAACUUGGUGGAAGGCACUGAUUCAAUCCAUGGGGAAGGUUGCACUGUACAACCUAAGCUGGCCCAAAUUCGUGGAACUGAUCCAUGAAACUUACUACCCGCCUCACGAGGUGGAGAAAGUUGAAUCCGACUUUCUUAAACUGGCCAUGAAAAACCUCAACUGUCGAUCUUAUGUAUCUAAUUACAACUCUCUCUCAAGACUCAUACCUUAUCUAAUUACCCUCGAGUCUAAGCGCAUUACGCGAUUCAUUGGAGGACUUGCUACAGAGAUCAAGGGGAUGGUUAAAUCCUCUAAACCUGCAACAUUUAGAUCUGCUAUGGAUCAAGCCUUAUCCCUCACCGAGGAUUUGAAACGGGUGAGAGCAGCUAAGACUGAUGGUGAUCACAAGCGGAUGCGUGAUGAUACUCCUACCAGGGAUUCUAACAAGGGUAAGAUUGGUUCGAGCUAUUACCAGUCCAAGCCAACUGAGGCAAAGCCCGAGUGUAAAACAUGCAGGAAAAGACAUGUUGGGAAAUGUCAGCAUAAUCAACCCAAAGGUUGUGGUAUCUGUAAGCAGAUAGACAACAAAUCUCUUGAGUGUAAAGAUCUGAAAAAUGCCACCUGCUAUCGGUGUGGCGAGAAAGGGCAUAUCAAGACCCACUGCCCAAAGUGGGCAACUGGCGCCAAGAACAAGGCAACUGAAGUUAAGAAGGGCAAUGAUAGAGCCUUCCAGCUAACUGCAAAGGAAGUAGUGAAUGAUGUAAAUGUCAUUACCGAUGUUACUUAUGAGGUCGAAAUGACCGAUGGUAGUAUAGAAGUAGCUUCCACGAUUCUUGACGGAUGCGUUAUAUCCAUCAAGAACCAAUCUAUUCCUACAUACCUUUUACCUAUGAAUCUCGCGGGAUUCGAUAUUGGUUUAGGCAUGGAUUGGUUAGCUCAUAACCAAGCCCGUAUUACUUGCGAUAAGAAACUUAUCGAGAUUAAAUCCCCAUCCAGUGAUAUACUCACUAUACGUGGAGAUCAACACUAUGGAUUGCUCGAGAAAGCAUCUCUGCUUAAGGCAUCCAAGUGCUUGAAAAGAGGAUGUGUCAUUUACAUGGCACAGGUGACCAUUGACGAACCAAAGCCAAAGAUUGAAGACAUUCCUAUCAUCUCGAAGUACCCUGAUGUUUUCCCUGAAGAUUUACCCGAUCUGCCCCCGGAUAGGCAAGUCGAGUUUAGAAUCGACAUCCUGCCUUGA